This is a messenger RNA of Silurus meridionalis, 3834 nucleotides long. Its product is annotated as transmembrane protein 94-like. The record is from RefSeq and is a predicted model, not a curated record. NCBI's taxonomy places the organism in Eukaryota, Metazoa, Chordata, Actinopteri, Siluriformes, Siluridae. The transcript has 26 exons. Bases 30 to 3377 code for a protein of 1115 amino acids. Gene Ontology annotation, molecular function: nucleotide binding.
UGCUCCUCCUUCUGGCUGAUCUGAUUUCCAUGGCGACUUUUCAGAAGCUAAAGACGUCGGAGAUGCCACGUCGAGUAAAAACACUGCUAAAGCGUUUACAGGAUGUUUUGCUGCAUCCACCUCCUGACUGGUCGAAAUGCACAGAGGAUCUGUUAAUCCCAUCAAUGCCUGCUGUGAGUUUACAGUGGACGUACCGAGAUGGCCGAAUGGUCAACUUACCCAUCUGUCUGCUAGUGGAAGGUGACAUCAUUUCCCUGCGCCCAGGCAGCGAAGCCCCCACCGAGCUCAGGGGCAUCAAGGAUGAAGAACACGUCAUCCUGUCUCGCAGUGAUGUGUUCAGUCAUCUCUCCAGUCCGCCAUCACCUCCGGUUCAUGGAAGGUCACGACCUCACCAUUUGCUCCAGCCUCAGCUUUUCAGGGUCACUCGGACUCCAGCCGUGGAAUUGGUUCAGAGAUGUUUGGAGCUUUCUCAGCACAGACCCGUCUCCGUGUUGGAUAACGAACGUUUCACAGUGCAGACGUUACUAGAGAGAGGUCCUGCUCCUCUCGCUUUGGUGGCGCUGUUGGUGCUGAACACAGUGCGCUACAUACUGGGGGCUCCUGGAGUCGGACCCUGGCAUGUUACACUACUACAGCUACCAGUAUGUGGCGUCGUGCCGCUCUUACCACUGACCUUCCCGUUGCUCUGGCUGCUGGUGGGAACGUACGGAGAAGUGCGAGUCCUCCUUCAGAUGGACCCUCAGCCAACGGCAUUGUGGGAAUCGUGGAAGUUGACGUGCAGCAAGUUUUUCUCUGUGCUUUCCGGCCGAUGCUCAGCACUCUGUCACACAGCAAGUCUGCUGCACAACCUGGGCUCUGUGACUGUGUUAUGCUGUGUUGAUAAGCAAGGCAUCCUGUCCUGGUGCAGUCCAAACCCAGAAAAGAUUUUGUUCUUCAGUAAAACGCUUUCUUCAGAGGAAGCGAAAGAGAACGAGCGAGAGAAAAAGAAAGAUGAAAGCUCUGAGCCCCGCCCCCUCAGUGGUCUGGAGAUGCUGAGUCUCUCGUUGGACCAGGCAUGCUUCGAUGACCCUCGAGUGCAGUUUGAUGACAUGCAGUGGGAACGACAUGCCCCUUCUCUACGUCCACUCGGUUUGGCCACUCAGCUGCUGCUUGGCGAUGCCGAUGUAGCGGCACGUGUGCUCCACCUCUCCGAUCAUCUUACCCACGCUGCACUGCUGCGCACACGCCCUCCCUGCCAACCGGUUCGCCCGCCGUGGGGCCUCUGCCAGCUCCCAAAGAUACUGGGGUUCUCUCCUUUGGCCCAGGAACCAUUCCAGCAGAGGAUGAGCGUAGCUGCCUACACCUUACCCACAAUCCCUUGCUCUGGAGAACCAGGGGUGAUUGCUUCUCCCCCUGUUUCUAUGAGACGACUCCCGUUCUCACAUCUCAUCGCCCUGCUGGUGCACCACGCACACACUGGAGAUUUCCAUUUGUUUUCUUACGGCUCUGCCGACGCUGUCCUCAGCACCUGCUCGGAAUUCUGGGACGGAAACGAGCUUCAGACGCUUUCCGACUCGGACAGGAAGAAGGUGGUGGAUUUCUACCAGCGCUCCUGCAUGGCAGGUCAGUGUCUCGCUGUGGCCUUCAAGCCUCUGCUGCAGCCUCAGCAUCUCGAGAUCGACGGAAUGUGUGUCGAACUUCCUGCCAAUCUGAGCAACAAAGACUCAGGUACAACACAGUAUACUACAAUCUAUGGCCAAAAGUAUUGGGACAGCAGUUUUUGGAGAAAUGCACAAAUUUGGCAGGACACAAUUAUGAUGCAUUUUGUCUCCCUGAAGCAGCAGGUUUUUCUUGGCCUAGUUUCGUCUCAGUACCAAGCGAGACCCGACAUGGUCCGACUCAUUUCAGGACUGGACAGCGCAUGUAUUCGUUUUGUAUAUUUUUCAAAUGAAGAGGAGGUUAGGAGUAAGGUGUUUGCUGAAAAGAUGGGAUUGGAGACCGGGUGGAACUGUCACAUUUCUCUGCAGUCAGAUUGUUUCCCUCUCGACCCAGAAAACAUUCAUUUAACAGAACGAGAGGAAGAGGAACCUCACCUGCUCAGGGAGUGUGUGAAAGAGGAGGCAGAGUUGAGAUUGAUGGAGCGUGAAAACAGAUGUCUGAUUGAAGAUUUAAACAGGGCAAAGCUGCCCAAAGGUAUUGAGAAUGUCCGGCCUCAUCUGGAGAACAUCGAUAAUGUCCCACUGCUGGUCCCUUUAUUCACAGACUGCACAUCUCAGACUGAGUGUGAGAUGGUGUGUAUCAUGCAGGAGUAUGGAGAAGUGGUGUGUUGCCUCGGCAGCAGCCAGAACGUCUACAACAACGCCAUCUUUCUCCAGAGUGACAUCAGCAUCUCUCUGGAGCCACUGAUCCCCAUCUGCUCCACGUCCACUAACGAGGUCUGGACGAGGACAGGGAGAAAACCAAGCACUGCGAGUCUGAGUCAGCUCUCCAGCGCCAUCUGUGGGCUAGCAUGCACCGUGCAGCUCCAGCAACAGGACAACAACGUGGUCAUCAGCCUGAUCAGACAGGCUCGCCACACCACGGCCGGGAUCAGGAAGUGUUUCCUUUUUUUGCUUCAGUGUCAGCUCUCGCUCGUUCUCAUACAGAUUCUGGCAUGUCUGUGCCAACUGCCUCCUCCUCUGGCUUCCAGUGAUGUUCUCCUUCUCUCAUGUUGUUAUUACCCCUUACUCAGUGUGUCGCUGCUGGGAAAACCAUCUGAUAGCUCCAUCAUGAAGGUUCCUACUGGAAAAAAUCUCAGGUUCCUACCAAAAAAGACAUUGCGUUCCUUCAUGCUCUGCUUCGUGGUGAAGUUUGGUUUGAACGUGUGCAUCUAUCUGACCUGCUUUGGUCUUCUUCUGCACUCCUUCUGCCUGGAUAUCAACCAUGAAGACAACAAACUCUGCCACCCGACUGCUCUGCUCACGAAUUCCACAGCGUGGUCUCCAGACUGGUAUGGCAGACACUCAGAUGGUCUCGUUCUGGGACAGAAAGUCGUCGCCUUUCUCACUCUUCUCUACGCCAUUUGUACAUCAGUCAGUCACGUGCAUCGCUCAGCGCCACUCUGGAGGCAGAACCCUUUAAACAACCCGAGCUGGUGCACCGUCAUCUGUACACUACCCAUCUUGAGUGUUUCCGUAGCAACCAUGUCCCGUCUGCUCUGGCAUGACCCCUCCCCCCACCACACGUUCUACCUGAGUGAUGUGCCCCUGGUCACAUGGUUGCUGGGGAUCCUGUGGCUCCUCCCCCUGGUGUUCAUUAACGAGGGAAUAAAGCUGCAUGAAAUCAGGAUGAGGGUGAGAUACCAGAAGAGGCAGAAGCUGCAGUUCGAUACUAAACUUGGAAUGAAUUCUCCUUUCUGACUCUCUCCCUCCCUUUUACUCUCUGUCUCUCUCUAUCUCUCUAUCUCUUUCUCUCUAUCUUUCUAUCUCUCUCUCACACACACACACACACACACACACACACAAACACACACACACAGCGAGUACUAAAGGCAUCUGAAAGUCAUGUCAACUGGACUUCUAUCUGGUUGGAUUAAACGUGUCACCACAUCUGAGCAGCUUCUUCAGUCUGAGGGACGAUGGCAGGAUUCCACACAUUUGUAUACCUCAUGGAUCGCAUUAUUAAAGCUGUACUUAUGAUCGGAAGCCAGCAGGUGGCAGUGUUGCUACACUGCAGUGGCUUUGUGAGGGAUUUUUGUAAGGAUUUAUUUUUACAGUGUGUAAUAAAGGCAAAGAGACAGCAGGUGGCAGUGUUGCUACACUGCAGUGGCUUUGUGAUUUUUUUUUUUCCACUUAACUGUCGAAAUCUGAAUAAACA